AUGACCGAAGUAGUGCCAAGGACCGUGCUCUACUGUGGCGUGUGCACCUUGCCUCCGGAAUACUGCGAAUUCGGCGGCGCCUUCAAGCGAUGUAAGGCCUGGCUGGAAGACAACGACCAGGAGCUCUUUGCCCAGCUCUACUCGGUCGAGGCUCUCACAAACGCCGUCCAGGCCUCUUCCAUCUCCGCUGAAAAGCAGGAGGAGAUUGACCGAAAGCUCCAGAAGCAGCAGCAGAAAGACGAAGCCAAGGCCGAGCGAGAGCUGCUGAAAAAGCUGGCCUCCAAGGUCGUCAUCAAGCGAAUCGAACGAUCCAAGAGAAAACGAAUCAUCUCCGUGUCGGGACUGGAGGUGUUUGAACUCGAUCUCAAGAAGCUGUCCAAGACGUUUUCCUCCAAGUUUGCCACCGGUGCGUCUGUCACUAAAACGGCUGAUGGCAAGGAAGAAAUCGUCAUCCAGGGAGACGUGGGAGACGGAGUCGAGGAGCUCAUCACUCAGAUGCUCAAGGAAAAGGGUCUCAACCAGGUCAAGGUUGAGCAGAUCGACGAGAAGAAGAAGAAAAAGGAGUAA
Yarrowia lipolytica CLIB122 is the source of this 567-nucleotide messenger RNA. RefSeq lists its product as uncharacterized. Lineage: Eukaryota; Fungi; Ascomycota; Dipodascomycetes; Dipodascales. Gene Ontology annotation, molecular function: translation initiation factor activity; mRNA binding. The record is from RefSeq and is a predicted model, not a curated record. Gene Ontology annotation, biological process: formation of translation preinitiation complex; translation reinitiation.